ACUCUGCUUAGAGAUUGGUAUGCAGCCGGAGAAAGUAGACAGAGUCAAGCGAAAACACCAAAAAGACAAUUCUCCGUCAAAAUAUGAAUUUUCAACAAAUCCACAAAUUUCAGGAUCAAGUACAAUUAAUUCAUUAGAAAGUGAUGUUACUUUAUCAUAUUGUGCAGUAUCUUCAAUGUCAAUUGCAAUUACUUCAUCCACAAGUGCAAUAAAUUCAGCUUUAGUUGCAAUUACCUCCUCGGUAAGUGCUAUAGAUUCAGCGUCAGUUGACUUUACUUCUCUGUCAUGUGCAAAAACUUAUUCAUUGACUGCAAUCACUUCAUCGGCAAGUGGAAAAUCUUCACAUGAUCCUGAUCAGAACAGUCUGAUUGACUACACAAUAAAUUCUAACACUACUUCUCCACCAAACAAUGACGGUAUAACUGAAAGAGAUAAAAGAUCCUCACCAUGUGAAAAAUCUGACGGGCCUAUAACCUCCAAAGCCAAUCGCAGUUUUGAAGACAUUUCAUUUCCAUAUGAAGAAGUAAACUCACAAUUCCAGGAUACCUUACGCCCACAGAUCUCACAAUAUAAUUAUCAGGAUGAUGUAAUGAUUUCAUCUCUCGAUCAUGAAUUUUAUCCAAUCGAGCAAGUUUCCCCAGUUUUGGAAACAUCUAAAGAUUUUGAGAAAGAAGACUUAGACAUUGAUGAAUCAGUUGAUUUCUGUCAUGUUGUCAGUGAUCAACCUCAACCAUUAGAAGUGAUCUCAGACCAAAAGUCUGAACUGACAUGUUUAGAGACAUUGAACCCUAAUUUUAUCAUUCAAACUGAAUGUUUGGACAAAUCAUUGCUCGAACAAGAAGAUACAUUUGACAAUAACUCAGAGGAGAGUGGAUGCCUUUGUAUAAAUCCAGAUUUUGAAUUCACAAUUGAAGAGGAGUUCCGCAUCUAUGAGUUGAUGGCAAGAAAAGAUUUUAUUUUGGGAGAUAAUUUUACAAAACAAAUGAAGAACAAUAGUUUUGUUCAAAGUUUCCGAAGAAUUGUUGAAGAUAUCUCAGCUGGCAGCAGAAUAAUACAGUCCUUAGUCCCUUGUCUAUCAGAUUGCAAGGAACCAACUUCACAAACCUAUGCAACUAAACUACAGCAAGAUUAUGAAAGACAUAACCUGCUCCUUAUAUCUGAUAUGUUUGAGGGUAUUCCAUUAAUCAAUAACACAUCUAUGGAUUCUGUUCUUUCCUUUACCUUCCCCGUUUUCCAGCUUUGUCUCAGAAGUUUUAUGAUUGGUAACAGAGAUGCUCCUACACUACUUGAUCAGUAUAGAGCAGCAGGGCUUUAUAAUGAAGGUUUGGUUCAGGCGUUGCAGACAAUAGGAGACAUAAGUUCGGUUGGAGCGUUUGAUCCUCUUAGAUUGGAUAUAUUUGAAUCUCCUUGGGCUAAAUCAAAACUAGAUGAGAUUAUUUUUAUCGAGACACUUGAGGAAGUUGGCAAAUGUAUCAAAGACGACAUUAAGCUUGGAUCCAUCUUGGUUUUUCUUGUUCUCUUUAUACCAGAGAACAAUUCAGCAGAUAAAGAGGUGCAGAAACUUCUAGAAUUUCUUCAGUCUCACCUUACUCUUCUUCUCUAUAGAUAUCUCAAAUUCAAACAUAGAUCAGCAAAUAAUGCUGCUCUUCUCCAUAAUAAGCUGCUCAGGUAUAAUAUAAACUAUCUGAAUAUGCUGCUGUACUCUUCAACAAGCUGCUCAGGUGUAAACUAUCUUAAUAUGCUGCUCUACUCCUUAAUAAGCUGCUCAGGUAUAAACAAUCUAAAUAUGCUGCUCUACUCUUCAAUAAGCUGCUCAGGUGUAAACUAUUUAAAUAUGCUGCUCUACUCCUCAAUAAGCUGCUCAGGUAUAAACUAUUUAAAUAUGCUGCUCAACUCCUCAAUAAGCUGCUCAGGUAUAAACUAUUUUAAUAAGCUGCUCUACUCCUCAAUAAGCUGCUCAGGUAUAAACUAUCUACAUAUGCUGCUCUACUCCUCAAUAAGCUGCUCUACUCCUCAAUAA
Messenger RNA from Eurytemora carolleeae, 2020 nucleotides. RefSeq lists its product as uncharacterized. The transcript has 9 exons. The record is from RefSeq and is a predicted model, not a curated record. Bases 20 to 2020 code for a protein of 666 amino acids. Lineage: Eukaryota; Metazoa; Arthropoda; Copepoda; Calanoida; Temoridae.